Ciona intestinalis (vase tunicate) is the source of this 678-nucleotide messenger RNA. The record is from RefSeq and is a predicted model, not a curated record. Lineage: Eukaryota; Metazoa; Chordata; Ascidiacea; Phlebobranchia; Cionidae.
UUUCAACAACAGAACAUGAACAUUUAACACGUCGUUUGAUGUACGCUGAAUCGAGUAGUGAUGAUAAUAUGAUGAUGCCCGUAUCAUCUGUUACUGAUAGAAACCAAACAGGAUACCAGGAUAAAGUGGCUAGCUGGUUAAAAGACGUGGACCCUGCAUUGGAGCACACUGAAACAACUGAUGGCCAGAAACAACUUGUAUGUACAAAUGAAAGUAUAAAAGACAGUGAUUUAGAAGACAUGGUGUCAAUAUCACAGGUGCUGAAUGAAGACAGUUGCAAAAUUGUUCGUCGGAAGAAAAGAAACCUUCCAUCAGUUCCAGUUAAAACCAAACUUACAUCAGUUAUAAGAAAUGCUGAGGUAUUUGGGGAUAAAAAACCAAAGCACAAAUAUUCAGCUAAGAAUAAAAGUUAUGAUUUUGCCAAAAAUUUGUCUGAAUCCUCAGCACAAUUAAAAGAGUCAAACAACUUUGUACAAGCACUGAUAUCUAACGAGAAAAAAACUACUAAGAGACGUCUAAGAAGCAGCAAAAAAUUCAACAAGAAAAACAUCUUUGACGUGCCGGUCUCUCACAAGGGGUUUCCCCCUUCACCACCCCCACUAAAGAUGGGACGACAGAUACAGAUUCACCUGCUUACCCAACUGUGACGGAAAAUCAGCCGAAAAAUGAGGAGACAGA